AUGCAGCCUCUCAACUUUCUUGCUACCUUUGCCCUCAUCGCUACCGCCUUUGCUUCUCCCGACGAAGGAGCUGCCCUCCAAUCCUCCGAGCCCAUCGAUGCCCAGCGCAUCGGUUGCGCACAGCAGGGCACUCCCAGACGACCUGCCAUGUGCUGGAAGCCCAAUUGCCCCAGCAACAGGAGAUCCGUCUAUUGGGACUUUGGCUGCCCCGACCGUAGCUGGAAGUGCUGCAUCUAG
Beauveria bassiana ARSEF 2860 is the source of this 237-nucleotide messenger RNA. RefSeq lists its product as uncharacterized. The record is from RefSeq and is a predicted model, not a curated record. Bases 1 to 237 code for a protein of 78 amino acids. The transcript is spliced from 3 exons. NCBI's taxonomy places the organism in Eukaryota, Fungi, Ascomycota, Sordariomycetes, Hypocreales, Cordycipitaceae.